Messenger RNA from Capsicum annuum, 1665 nucleotides. Its product is annotated as F-box/kelch-repeat protein At1g80440. Bases 409 to 1491 code for a protein of 360 amino acids. Gene Ontology annotation, biological process: negative regulation of cytokinin-activated signaling pathway; regulation of phenylpropanoid metabolic process. Gene Ontology annotation, molecular function: protein binding. NCBI's taxonomy places the organism in Eukaryota, Viridiplantae, Streptophyta, Magnoliopsida, Solanales, Solanaceae. The transcript has a single exon. The record is from RefSeq and is a predicted model, not a curated record.
UGCUACUUGCAGAGUUCAUUGGGUCCCCAUUUUUUUUUUCUCUGUUCCUCAAUGCCCCCACUGCCUACUUCGGAAAUUUCCCCUGCUUUCCAUUCAUGCAAAAACAGUACUUAUAACAAAAACACCGGGCCCCUUGCUUAUGGUUUUUGUAAAACCGACAUCCCAUAAAUUAGCGUGGCUUAUCUCCAACUCCUGAACUUACACAAAACUUGCUAUUUAUCCCCUUUCUAUUUAGCUGAAAAAGAAACUAAAUUUUUUCUACUCAACCAUUUUUUUGUCUACUUGAAUCGAAUAUUUGAAAUACCAGCAAAUAUUUAUUGUACUAAUAAGUCACAUAAUAUCCUCAGAAUUUCCUUUCUAUCAGCGUUACGCUGUUGGGAUACUUGGAAAUAAGCUAAAAAGCGAGUAAUGGACCUGAUCCCAGGGCUACCUAAUGACAUAGCUAUUGAAUGUCUCAUACGUCUUCCUGUUGAACAAUUCUCUAAAGCAGCUUCAGUAAGCAAAAAUUGGAAACACGAGAUUACACUGCCGGAGUUUCGACGCCGGCGAAAAAAUUCCGGGUUUACCCGACCCGUUUUGGUCAUGGCCCAAUCCAUGGUUGCUGCUGUGAACAAGCCUCGGGGCGAAACUGCUCUUUCGUCUACCCAGGUUUACCGUCUCUCGGUAUUUGACCCGGAAAAUGACUCCUGGUAUGAUUUACCACCAAUACCAGAGUUGAUUGAUGGGUUGCCGAGGUUUUGCCGGGUCGUUGGAGUCGGGUCGGAUUUAGUAGUGAUUGGCGGGUGUGACCCGGAUACUUGGCGGGUCAUGGACUGCGUGUUUAUUUACAAUUUCAUAUCCGGGUCAUGGCGUCGUGGGUCGGAUAUGCCAGGUCAGCAAAGGUUGUUCUUCGGGUGCGCGUCGGAUUCUGACAACAUGAUCCUCGUCGCAGGUGGACAUGACGAGGAAAAGAAUGCGUUGAAUUCAGUUAUUUCAUACGACGUCGUGAAAGACGAAUGGGUUACACUUCCGGACAUGGAAAUGGAGAGGGACGAAUGUAAGGUUGUAUUUCACAAAGGCAAAUUCCACGUCAUCGGCGGUUAUCCUACGUGGACGCAAGGUCAAUUUGAGAAACAUGCUGACGUGUUCGACUUCGCCACGUGGCAGUGGCAUCUGGAAGAUGACUUCUUGGGAGCUAUCAACAUUUCUCCUCAUACUUGCAUUGAAGGUGAUGAUGGGAAAUUAUACAUGUGCCGAGACAGUGAUGUGGCCGUGAAGGAUGAUGCCACGUGGGAAAUGGUGGAAAGAUUGCCAGAUGGGAUUACCAGCGUGGCGUAUUUGACAGCGUGUCAAGGGAAGUUGAUAUUGGUUGGAUAUGGUCAAUUUGAUGAAGGGUAUAGUUUUUGUGCUUUGGAUGUGAGGAGUGAUGGUAAGUUGAAAAAAUGGACAAAGUUAGAGACUCCUGAUGAAUAUUGUGGUCAUGUUCAAUAUGGUUGUUGCUUGGAGAUGUGAUGUUCUGAAAGGCAAUAAUUAACAAAAUCUGUACUUAGGUUUAAGAAUGAGAGUGGUUUUUUUCCUUUUCCUAAGAUACUCAACUAGUCUAGGUAUUGAUUGCUCUUAUCUUUGGCAUGUUCAGUUGUGUGUUGUGAUUCAAUUUUUGACACAGUACUACUUGGGGAAAAGCCA